Episyrphus balteatus (marmalade hoverfly) is the source of this 2120-nucleotide messenger RNA. It is a transcript of the gene pit, whose product is annotated as probable ATP-dependent RNA helicase pitchoune. Gene Ontology annotation, biological process: maturation of LSU-rRNA from tricistronic rRNA transcript (SSU-rRNA, 5.8S rRNA, LSU-rRNA). NCBI's taxonomy places the organism in Eukaryota, Metazoa, Arthropoda, Insecta, Diptera, Syrphidae. Gene Ontology annotation, molecular function: nucleic acid binding; ATP binding; RNA helicase activity. The record is from RefSeq and is a predicted model, not a curated record. The transcript has 7 exons. Gene Ontology annotation, cellular component: nucleolus. The coding region runs from base 118 to 1986 and encodes 622 amino acids.
AUUUUUAUCUGUCACCGCCAAACCAACACGUGCGUGCAUUUCUUGUAGUUUUUUCUCCGUGAAAAAUAUUGUUUAUUUCCUUUUAAUUCGACAAAAUAAAUUAAUUUUCUUAACAAAAUGUCUCUUCGUGAAAAGCUUUUAAUGAAGAAAAUAAAAAAACGUGAAAAAAUGAAGAAAGAACUUGCUGUUAAAAAAGGAAAACUACAAAAUGUUGAAGAACAAAAUGGAGCUGAAGAUGAUUUUGCUGAAACUCCACAAAUCAAAAAAGUUCCAAAAAAGAAAAAGAAGCAAAUAGCUCAAGAAGUUCAGGAGGAAAAUGACUCCUCAGAAGAUGAACAACCUCCAAUGAAGAAUGGCAAACACCCAGCCAAUUCAGAACCCACAAAAAAGAAGAAAAAACUUGAAAAACCCGCUGUUUCUGAAGAAGAACCCGAAUCUUCAGAAGAAGACACUCAAAAUGGCGAACAAAAUGUUAGCACUCGUGACCCCAACGACAUGACAUUCGCUUCUCUGAAAGGUCUUGUAUCUGAAGAAUCUUUAAAAGGAAUUGCCGAAAUGGGUUUCACAACUAUGACGGAAAUUCAAGCCAAAUCCAUUCCACCAUUGUUGGAAGGACGAGAUUUGGUGGGUGCCGCUAAAACAGGCUCCGGCAAGACACUGGCUUUCCUUAUUCCAGCUGUGGAACUGAUUUAUAAGUUAAGAUUCAUGCCAAGAAAUGGCACAGGUGUAAUAAUUAUCUCACCAACUCGAGAAUUGUCCAUGCAAACGUUUGGCGUCCUCAAAGAACUGAUGGCACAUCAUCAUCACACUUAUGGAUUGGUGAUGGGUGGUUCUAAUCGGGCGGUGGAGAGUGAAAAGUUGGGAAAAGGUAUCAACAUUCUUGUGGCAACUCCUGGUCGACUACUCGAUCAUUUGCAGAAUUCUCCUGAUUUCCUUUACAAGAACCUGCAGUGUUUGAUAAUUGAUGAAGUCGAUCGAAUUUUGGAAAUUGGUUUCGAGGAGGAACUUAGGCAAAUUGUAAAUUUGCUUCCAAAACGUCGCCAAACAAUGUUAUUCUCUGCCACACAAACUGACAAAAUUGACGCACUUUCAAAAUUAGCCUUGAAGAAGGAACCAAUUUAUGUUGGUGUGGAUGAUCAUGAGGAAACUGCCACUGUGAGUGGUCUUGAACAAGGUUACAUUGUGUGUCCAUCUGAGAAGCGUUUAUUGGUUCUCUUUACGUUCCUAAAAAAGAAUCGCAAGAAGAAGGUUAUGGUAUUCUUUUCGUCUUGUAUGUCAGUAAAAUAUCACCAUGAAUUGUUUAAUUAUAUUGAUCUUCCUGUUACAUCGAUUCAUGGAAAACAAAAACAAACCAAGCGAACAACUACUUUCUUCCAAUUCUGCAAUGCUGAAACUGGUAUUCUUUUGUGCACAGAUGUAGCUGCUCGUGGAUUGGAUAUUCCUGCUGUUGAUUGGAUUGUUCAGUACGAUCCACCAGAUGAUCCAAAAGAAUAUAUUCAUCGUGUUGGACGUACAGCUCGUGGAGAGGGAAGCUCUGGACAUGCAUUGCUUAUUUUGAGACCCGAAGAAUUGGGAUUCUUGAGAUAUUUGAAAAUGGCCAAAGUGCCAUUGAAUGAAUUUGAGUUUUCAUGGAAUAAAAUUGCUGAUAUACAAUUGCAGUUGGAAAAACUAAUUUCAAAGAAUUACUUCCUCAAUCAAUCGGCAAAGGAGGCAUUCAAGGGAUACGUGCGGGCUUAUGAUUCACAUCAAUUGAAGACAAUCUUCGAUGUAAACACUCUCGAUUUGCAAACAGUGGCGAAAAGUUUUGGUUUCCUAGUACCGCCAGUUGUUGAUUUGAAGAUUGGCUUUAGAAGAAAACGUCCCGAGAAACGUGUUGGCGGUGGUGGUUAUGGCUAUUACAGAGAAUUGAACGAGGAAAAAUCCAGUCAGAAGGUCUACAAGCAAGUGACACGCGAUCAGUUGAAAAAGAAAAAGUUUACCAGAUGAAAAUGUUGCAUCAAAUAAUGUUUUAUUUGUAAAGAUUUUUUUUUAAAUGAAGGAUAGUUAAGAGUUAAUGAAAAAAAUUUUAUUUUGUUUAUUUUCUUGAUAAAGAAUAAAACGUAUACAAUAGAAAAUUGUAA